AGCACCAAUCUUAGCAUUACUAGCUAUGCUUUGAAAGGCCCACCCCUUGGCUUCGAGCCCGACGUUCACAUCAAUGCCUGCCGCCUCGUCAAUCCACCAUCUGAGCUCCGCAAAGCCUUCGAUGGUCGUUGUGAGGGCCUCCGCAAAGACCUACGCGCAGAUCCCGCCUUCCACCAACUGCUUGCCGAAGCACAACCUCAGAUCUUUGAGGCCGCAGAGACAAAAAGAGCUUUGAUGUUCAACACCCAAGACCACAGCGUCCACCCGGUUGAAGUCAAGGUCGCUGUGGCCUGCGUCAGGGGACGCCAUCGCAGCACAGCCGUUGCUGAAGAGUUGGCCAAGCUGCCUACAUGGCCAGAACACUACGACGUUAGACUUUACCAUCGCGAUUUGAGCAACAUGGACAGCAGGGACCAUCUCAGACCUGAGGGCUCACCUGACCCACACAACCCCUUGCACGUCCCAUCUGAGCACCACAAAGGAGCCGAUACUCAAACACAGUUUUCUCUACACCAUUCGCCUCAAGAGCAUGAAGCAUCUGUCAUGGGCCAUAUACCAAAACCUCAGCACAUUCCACCUGAGAAAUCUGGACACUUUAUCAAGACGCAGACACACGCUGCUCAACACACCACGCCGGCGAAACUCGAAACACCUAUCAUUGCUCAGCAGACUCCCCAGCGCAACUCAUUCGAGAAGUCUCAAGGGCCUGUCGAUACUCAGACGGAGCAUCCACAGCACACAUCGCUUGAGAAGUCUAUCGUGCCGUCCAUUGUCCAGACACAGACAGUUCAGCACAUCUCGCCUGAAAAGGUUGACAGACCUGCUGAGGCACAACAGAUCUCCCAGCAUAGUGAGAAGCCCGAAGCACUGGUCACCACUCGACCGCCAGUCGUUGCCCAGCCACCAGUUGUCACGCAGCCGGAACCAGUCGUUACGCAGCCAGCACCGGUUGUCACACAGCCACAGAGUGUCCAGCCCGUUGCACCUGAGAGGCCUGUAACUUCUGUCUUGAGCCAGACUCAAACUCCUCAGCCUAUCUCAUCUGAGAAGCACGAAGCACCAGCCGCUACACAACCACAGACCAUGCAGCCCAACCCAGCCGACAAGCCUGAUAGUUCUGUCGCCAGCUUGACGCAGACUCCGCUGCCUGUCUUGGUCGAAAAGCAUGAAGCAGCUACUGAGCCUCGUUCAAAAGUCCCCCAGCACAACGCACCUGAGAAGUCUGUCGAGGCUCAGGCACCGUCAGAUUCCCAGCACAUCUCGUCCAGGCCUUGA
Molecule: messenger RNA, 1275 nt
Organism: Aureobasidium vineae
Lineage: Eukaryota; Fungi; Ascomycota; Dothideomycetes; Dothideales; Saccotheciaceae
Source: the annotation of a GenBank genome assembly